Arabidopsis arenosa is the source of this 4753-nucleotide messenger RNA. Lineage: Eukaryota; Viridiplantae; Streptophyta; Magnoliopsida; Brassicales; Brassicaceae. The record is from the annotation of a GenBank genome assembly.
UAGAAGAGAGAUAAACCGAGAAGGUCUAGGAGAUAGAAUCUUUUGUUCUUCUUUUGUCUCUCCUUGCUCGAUUUUGUUACGUGUGAAGCAAAAAAAAGAAAAACUGAUAUAGCUAUAUCUUCCAUUCAGUCAGAGGCUUCUAAAUCUGAUCUGACAUGGAACAAGUAUUUGCUGAUUGGAAUUUUGAAGAUAAUUUUCACAUGUCCACUAAUAAAAGAUCAAUCAGACCAGAAGAUGAACUAGUGGAGCUACUGUGGCGAGAUGGUCAAGUGGUUUUACAAAGCCAAGCUCGUAGAGAAUCGUCAGUUCAAACCCACAAACAAGAAUCCCUAAGAAAACCCAACAACAUUUUUCUUGACAACCAAGAAACAGCACAAAAGCUUAACAACUCUGUUCUUCAAGAUCAAGAAACCGUCUCCUGGAUCAAUUACCCUCCCGAUGACGUCAUCGACCCUUUUGAAUCCGAGUUCUCCUCUCAUUUCUUCUCUACGAUCGAUCACGUCCACGGUCCAGAGAAGCCACGGACGAUCGAAGAAACGGUUAAGCAUGAGGCUCAAGCCAUGGCUCCUCCUAAGUUUAGAUCCUCGGGUAUAACUGUCGGACCAAGCCAUUGCGGGAGCAACCAGUCUACAAAUGUUCAUCAGGUGACUACACUUCCGGUUUCUAUGAGUGAUAGAAGCAAGAACGUCGAAGAAAGACUUGACACUUCGUCAGGUGGCUCCUCCGGUUGCAGCUACGGAAGGAACAACAAAGAAACCGUUAGUGGAAGAAGCGUAACCAUUGACCGUAAAAGAAAGCAUGUAAUGGAUGCUGAUCAGGAAUCUGUGUCUCAAUCAGAUAUAGGUUUGACCUCAACCGAUGAUCAAGCCACGGGUACCAAAUCGAGCCAACGGUCAGGAUCUACACGAAGAAGCCGUGCAGCUGAAGUUCAUAAUCUCUCAGAAAGGAGGAGGAGAGACCGUAUCAAUGAAAGAAUGAAAGCUCUUCAAGAACUCAUACCUCACUGCAGCAAAACAGAUAAAGCUUCGAUAUUGGAUGAAGCAAUAGAUUACUUGAAAUCACUUCAAAUGCAACUCCAAGUGAUGUGGAUGGGAAGUGGAAUGGCAGCGGCAGCUGCAGCAGCAGCAACUCCGAUGAUGUUUCCCGGCGUACAAUCAUCUCCAUACAUUAAUCAGAUGGCUAUGCAAAGUCAAAUGCAAUUGCCUCAAUUCCCGGUUAUGAACAAGUCCACUCCGCAGAAUCAUCCCGGUUUAGUAUGUCAAAACCCGGUACAGUUUCAGCUUCAAGCACAGAACCAGAUCUUAUCGGAGCAGCUCGCUAGGUACAUGGGCGGGUUUCCCCAGAUGCCGCCGGCGGCGAAUCAGGCCGUGCAACAGCCAGCAGACAUGUUGGGAUUUGGAUCUCCGGCGGGACCGCAAAGUCAACUGUCGGCACCGGCGACCACCGACAGUGUUCAUAUGGGUAAAACUAAUCGUCAGCUGCGUAAAGCUAUUUGUGUCUCAACCGACGAGAAGAUGAAGAAGAAGAGAUCACCUUCAGUGAUCGUGAUCGGAGGUGGUAUGGCUGGGAUUGCAGCUGCUCGCACUCUUCAAGAUGCUUCCUUUCAGGUUGUGGUAUUGGAGUCUCGUGACAGAAUUGGUGGACGAGUUCACACUGAUUACUCAUUCGGUUUUCCAGUUGAUCUGGGUGCAUCUUGGUUGCAUGGUGUCUGUAAAGAGAAUCCUUUGGCUGCAGUAAUUGGUAGAUUAGGAUUACCCCUUUAUCGUACUAGUGGUGACAAUUCGGUUUUGUAUGAUCACGAUCUUGAGAGCUAUGCUCUAUUCGAUAAGGCUGGCAAUCAAGUUCCUCAAGAGUUGGUAACAAAAGUUGGCGAAAAUUUUGAGCAUAUUCUGGAAGAGAUCUCUAAAGUCAGGGAUGAGCAGGAUGAAGAUAUGUCAAUAGCUCAAGCUUUUUCUAUUGUAUUCAAGAGGAACCCUGAAUUGAGGUUGGAAGGGCUUGCCCAUAAUGUGCUUCAGUGGUACUUGUGCCGCAUGGAAGGAUGGUUUGCUGCUGAUGCUGAAACCAUCUCGGCGAAGUGUUGGGACCAGGAAGAACUGUUACCUGGUGGACAUGGUCUUAUGGUUAGAGGGUAUCGCCCUGUAAUCAACACUCUCUCGAAAGGUCUUGAUAUCCGAGUAAGCCACAGGGUAACCAAGAUUGUAAGGCGCUAUAGUGGAGUGAAGGUGACUACAGAGAAAGGUGACACGUUUGUUGCGGAUGCUGCAGUCAUUGCUCUUCCUCUUGGCGUCCUAAAGUCAGGAAUGAUAACAUUCGAACCAAAGUUUCCACCGUGGAAACAGGAAGCUAUCAACGAUCUCGGUGUAGGAAUCGAGAACAAGAUCAUACUGCACUUUGACAAUGUCUUUUGGCCAAACGUAGAGUUUCUAGGAGUGGUAGCAGAAACUUCCUACGGAUGCAGUUAUUUCUUGAACCUGCAUAAAGCCACAAGCCAUCCUGUCCUUGUUUACAUGCCGGCUGGUCAGCUCGCUAGAGACAUAGAGAAAAAGUCUGAUGAAUCAGCUGCAACUUUUGCCUUUUCGCAACUCCAGAAAAUUCUUCCAGAUGCAUCUUCACCGAUAAAUUAUUUGGUAUCAAGGUGGGGAUCAGACAUCAAUUCAUUGGGAUCAUAUAGCUAUGACAUUGUGAACAAACCUCACGACCUCUAUGAGAGGCUGAGAGUGCCAUUAGAUAAUCUAUUCUUUGCGGGGGAAGCCACUAGCUCGAGCUACCCGGGGUCAGUGCACGGUGCUUAUUCAACCGGAGUGCUGGCAGCUGAAGACUGCAGGAUGCGUGUGCUUGAGCGCUAUGGAGAGCUUGAACAUGAGAUGGAAGAGGAAGCUCCUGCUUCUGUCCCUCUUCUGAUCUCCCUUCCAACAAGUAAUCACAGCCAGAGGAAACUACAGAACAAUAUUAUCAAUGUUGGUGUUAAAAUCCAAAACCGAUUCAGAGUUGUUUGUAUGGGAAUGCUGGCUCCAAGGAAAUUCCUGCAAAAGAGGAGGAAAAUGGAGGUUUUUAAGGAUGCAGCUGACGAGACGGAUCAGAAGAGAUGGAGAGGGCUAAUGCUAGAGAUUGAAUCAACGGGUUCUGCAGUUCCGGUGCUUAGGCAAUACAGAACUGACGGUGACCAAGGUCUUCCCAGGGAUCUUGUUUUGGGUACUUUGGUUAGAUUUAAGCAGCUUAAGAAAUGGAACCUUGUCAGUGAGAUUCUUGAAUGGCUUAGAUAUCAGAACUGGUGGAACUUCAGUGAAAUGGACUUUUUGAUGCUCAUUACAGCUUAUGGGAAACUAGGAAACUUCAACGGAGCUGAAAGGGUUUUGAGUGUAUUGAGUAAAAUGGGCUCGAGUCCAAAUGUGAUUUCUUAUACCGCUCUCAUGGAAUCUUAUGGGAGAGGAGGCAAAUGUAACAAUGCUGAAGCGAUAUUUCGGAGGAUGCAGUCUUCAGGCCCAGAGCCUUCUGCUGUAACUUAUCAGAUUAUACUUAAGACUUUUGUAGAGGGGGACAAAUUUAAAGAAGCUGAAGAGGUUUUUGAGACUCUUUUAGAUGAGAAGAAAUCGCCAUUGAAACCGGAUCAAAAAAUGUAUCACAUGAUGAUAUACAUGUACAAGAAGGCUGGAAACUAUGAUAAGGCUCGAAAAGUAUUUUCUUCAAUGGUUGGGAAAGGAGUUCCCCAGUCUACUGUCACUUACAAUAGCCUUAUGUCUUUCGAAACUAAUUAUAAAGAAGUUUCUAAGAUCUAUGACCAGAUGCAAAGGUCUGGUAUUCAACCCGACGUUGUAAGUUAUGCUUUACUUAUCAAAGCAUAUGGAAGAGCCAGAAGAGAGGAAGAAGCUCUAUCUGUUUUUGAAGAGAUGCUUGACGCUGGUGUAAGGCCGACACAUAAAGCUUAUAACAUUUUGCUUGAUGCAUUUGCUAUUUCUGGGAUGGUGGAGCAAGCAAAGACUGUCUUUAAGAGCAUGCGGCGGGACAGAAUUUUCCCGGAUCUCUGGUCUUACACAACUAUGUUAUCAGCAUAUGUGAAUGCCUCUGACAUGGAGGGUGCUGAGAAAUUCUUCAAGAGGAUAAAAGUAGACGGAUUUGAACCGAAUAUAGUCACCUACGGGACAAUGAUAAAAGGGUAUGCGAAAGCGAACGAUGUUGAGAAGAUGAUGGAGGUAUAUGAGAAAAUGAGGUUAAGUGGCAUCAAAGCGAAUCAAACCAUCUUAACAACUAUCAUGGAUGCGUCUGGGAGGUGCAAGGAUUUUGGGAGCGCUCUUGGUUGGUAUAAAGAGAUGGAGAGUUGUGGGGUACCACCUGAUCAGAAAGCUAAGAAUGUGCUAUUAUCAUUGGCUUCAACUCAAGAUGAGCUAGACGAAGCUAAGGAACUUACUGGUCUCAGAAAUGAGACAGCAACCAUUAUUGCUAGAGUUUAUGGAUCUGAUGAUGAUGAAGAGGAGGAGGAAGAUAUAAGUAGUGAAUCUAGUGAUGAUGAGGAUGAGGAUGAGGAUGAGGAUGAAGGAGAUGAUGAUGAUGCAAGAGAAACUGUGUUGUAUGAUAAACCACAAGAAGGGUCUUUGGGUUAUGGUAGCUUACCGACGGAAGAACUUGUGGGGUUAUGAAAACUGCGGAAAGAUUUAUUUUUGUAAUCAUCUAAGGCCACAAGAUAAGAUUUUGCAGAAGAGGACUAAGUAGAUCGUCCAUUAUUUUUGUCUGUAGUUAACAAAAAGAUAUAUUUUCU